Messenger RNA from Malania oleifera, 991 nucleotides. RefSeq names its product ER membrane protein complex subunit 7 homolog. The record is from RefSeq and is a predicted model, not a curated record. The coding region runs from base 1 to 756 and encodes 251 amino acids. Gene Ontology annotation, cellular component: EMC complex. Lineage: Eukaryota; Viridiplantae; Streptophyta; Magnoliopsida; Santalales; Ximeniaceae. The transcript has 7 exons.
AUGAAGAAUGUGGGGGAAAAGUUGAAAAACUUGUAUGUGGUUGUAGUCUUGGCAAACUCGAGGGUUGUGGAGAAAAACUUGAAGGAUGCUGAGAAGAACUUGGAGAAUACAAAGGAAAACUCAAAGGAUGCGGAGAAAAACUUGAAGAAUGCGGAGAAAAACUUGAAGAAUGUGGAUAAAAACUUGUUCAAAUGCAUGACGGUGGGGAAAUGGGAUGAAGUGGAGAAAAUAUACCGUGAAGAGCCUUUGAAUAGUGAUGGUUAUGCUAUAAAUGGUCGGGUGAAGAUCGGGAGUAUGUCUUUGUUGCUUUUCUCAUUUUAUACUCAAUGGUGGCCAAAGGGUCACCUUUCUCCGGCCAGAUGGAUAUUUUUCAUUCCUUAUGUGUCAGCUGGAACAUAUCUUAUUGAAGUUGCUGCAAUUGAUUACUCCUUUUCGCCAGUUCAAGUUGAUGUCAGUGCCAGAAACCCUGGUAAGAUUCAGGCCGCACUGGCAGAGAACAGGAAGGGCUUGACUGAGUUGGUUUUGGAGCCUUUGAGAGAAGAGCAAUAUUAUGAGAUAAGGGAACCCUUCUCCAUAAUGUCAGUCCUGAAAAGCCCGAUGGGUCUGAUGAUGGGAUUCAUGCUGAUUGUUGUGUUCCUUAUGCCCAAACUAAUGGAGAAUAUUGAUACCAUAAAAAUGAAACGAGCACAGGAAGAAAUGAGAAAUCAAGGGGUUCCCACUCUGGCAGGCUUGAUAUCUGGAGCGGGGAGGAGUUAAAGAUAACAGACAGAGCCACUUUAGAUGGCUGAAGUGUAACUUCAGAUGUAUGAAGAAUAUCUUCAGUCAACUAAAGAUUAAGUUAGUCUUCUGAAGAUUUUGUUGAAGGUUUUCUAAAGAGGCAGAACCACCUUAGACGACUGAACCCGAAAGUUUAAAUGUCUGAACACUAUUAAAUGAACAUAUUCUUGUGAGUUCUGAAAUAUUACCACUCAACCAAAAAUAUUAAGUUUCA